AUGUUGUCCGCGCGGCUGGAGACCUGUCCGCGUGUCACCUUCAGCGGAGCGGGAGCUGCGGCGACUCGAGGACCCGAGACAGGGAUGGGCGGGGAGCCGUGUCCUCACAAGCUGGGAUCGACCAAUCACCUUCGACUUCUCCUCUACAUCCUGAUUCCUACUGUGAGCCUGCUGGCCGGCCUGCUGCUGCUCGUCCUGGCCCUCACAGGUAUAUUUGGCAGCAGCCUCUUGGACUCCAGCCCCCUCCCCUCCCCCGAGCCCAUUGCCGACGGCGACCCUGGUUACCACGGCAACAGCACAAACCACCCCUCCGUCUUUGAGACGGGAAACGUCACGGCUUUGCUACGAAGCCAUAGCGACGAUGACAUCACGCACAGAGGUAGCAACAACACAUCGGCUGCUACCACCGUCGUUCCUACGGCCUCCUCCUCCUCCCAGGCCCCGCCCACUCAGCCCUACACGACGCCUCCCGAUUGGCUGUCCUCUGUGACGUCACUGACCACCACCUGGCCGAUCAGCGCCACCUCAGCACCUGACUCAGGUAGCUGCCAGCUGAUCGCGGAGCCUCAGUGUCACAUGCUGCCCUACAACCAAACAUGGCUGUCCUCCUCCGUCGCCGUGGUGAAGAGCUCUGAGGUGGACAUGUUGCUAAGGUUCUUCAGCUACCUCAGCAGACUGUCCUGCUACAGACACAUCAUGCUGUUCGGCUGCUCGCUGGCGCUGCCCGAGUGUAUCGCCGCUGACGACGAGCACAGCAGGCGGGUUGUGCUGCCCUGCGCAUCGUUCUGCGAGGCGGCGAGGGAAGGCUGCGAGCCCGUCCUCCAGAUGUUCAAUGCCUCCUGGCCCGACUUCCUCCGUUGCUCACAGUUCAGCAGUGUCACCUCUGCUGUGUCGCCGCCAUCAUCAUCGUCACCAUCGCCCACGGCAACAGCAGGCCCCGCCCCUUCAGCCUGUUACACACCACGACAGAUCAAAGGGAAACCCUCUGUCUGUGGCGGGAAGGACCACUUCCUGUGUGCAACAGGGAUUUGUGUCCCUCAGAAACUGGUGUGUAAUGGGUAUAAUGACUGUGACGACUGGAGCGACGAAACACACUGUGUGUGUACAGAUGGAAAGUUUCAGUGCAACACUGGUCGGUGUCUCUCGCCCACUCUGGUCUGUGACGGCUAUGACGACUGUGGAGACCUGAGUGAUGAACUGAACUGUGUGUGUGAUCUGGCUCGUGAACACCGGUGUGGUGACGGCCGCUGCGUGUCCAGAGACUGGCUGUGUGACGGAGACCACGACUGUCUGGACAAGAGCGACGAGCUGAACUGCUCCUGUAAGAGUCAGGGUCUGUUGGAGUGCAGGAACGGUCAGUGUAUUCCUUCGGCGUUCCGUUGUGAUGGAGAGGACGACUGUAAAGACGGCAGCGAUGAGGAGCACUGCAGCAGAGAGCAGACUCAGGGUGUGUGUGUUCCCGGCCAGUCCAGCUGUAUCUCCACUUCCUGUCCGCCGGCGUGUGGGGGGGGCGGCGCCCCCUGCGACCCCCGAACCAACAGCAGCGGCUGCACUCGCUGUGAGCCCAUCAGCCUGGAGCUGUGCAUGAACCUGCCCUACAACCUGACCAGCUACCCCAACUACCUGGGUCACCUGUCCCAGAGAGAGAGCUCUGUGUCCUGGGAGUCGUCCCUGUUCCCCGCCCUGGUCCAGACCGGCUGCUACCAGUACCUCAUGUUCUACGCCUGCACGCUGCUGGUCCCAAAGUGUGACCCGGUCACCCUGCGGAGGGUCCCGCCCUGCAGGUCAUUGUGUCGUAAUGCCAAGGGGAAGUGUGAGUCGGUGCUCGGCAUUGUGGGAUUGCAGUGGCCUGAGGAUUCUGACUGUAGUCAGUUUCCAGAGGAGGGAGGAAACACGACCUGCCUGCUGCCGGAGGCCGGAGUGGACGAGUGCUCCCCCAGCCACUUCAAGUGUCGGUCAGGCCGCUGCGUCCUGGCAACCAAACGCUGUGACGGACACAUGGACUGCGAUGACCACAGCGACGAGGACAACUGUGGCUGCUCUGAGCGCGCUCUGUGGGAGUGUCCUGGCAGUAAGGUGUGCAUCAAAGCCAGUAUGAUCUGUGAUGGGUUCCCAGACUGCCCCCUGAUGGUGGACGAGGCGAACUGCUCGGUGUGCAGAGAUAACGAGCUGUCCUGUAACAACCAUCAGUGUGUUCAUCGGACUCUGUGGUGUGAUGGAAGGAAGCACUGUUCAGACAGCUCUGAUGAAUGGAACUGUGUGUCUCUGUCCGAUCGAUCGGGUUCUGUACUGACAGUGUUCAGGACUGCAGCAGAGUAUCAGGUCUGUGCGGACGAGUGGAACCACGAUCUGAGCAAACUGACCUGCGACCAGCUGGGACUAGGAGUUCCCUCCUCCGUUUCCAUGGUAGCCGACCAGCCCGGAGUCCCGGGCCGUCGCCGUUGGUUACACGUCCAUCCUGAGUGGAACCUGAGGAACGGAUCUGCUCUGCAGGCCCGGCUGGAGAAGAGAAGUCAUGCGUGUCAUUCCAGGAGGAGAGUGUCGGUUGUUUGUACCAGAGAAGAGUGUGGGCAGCGCCCGGCCGUGGGCGUCUACCCUCACAGGAAGAAGAGGAUUCUGGGAGGCCGGGUGUCGCGGCGGGGGGCGUGGCCGUGGCAGUGCUCGCUGCAGAGCGGCCAGAGCGGUCACGUCUGCGGCUGUGUCCUCAUCGCCCGGAGGUGGGCCCUGACCGUCGCACACUGCUUCGAGGGGAGGGAGAGUGCAGAGCUGUGGAAGGUGGUGCUGGGCCUCACCAACCUCGACCAUCCAGGUGUCCACAGUCAGAGCCGCGGGGUGCGCUCCAUCGUCGUACACCCACGCUACAACCGGGCGGUGGUCGACUACGACAUCAGCGUGGUGCAGCUGGACUCCGAGGUCGAGGAGACGGAGUUCGUCAGACCGGUGUGUCUACCUGAGCUCGGCCAGCUGCCCUCACCUGACUCCUACUGUUACAUCACAGGCUGGGGUCACAUGGGCAACAGGAUGCCCUUUAAGCUGCAGGAAGGCGAGGUUCGGAUCAUCUCGCUGUCUCAGUGUCAGUCUUACUUCGACAUGAAGACCAUCACUCCCAGGAUGCUUUGCGCCGGUUACGAUGCUGGAACCGUCGACUCCUGCAUGGGCGACAGCGGCGGCCCGUUGGUGUGCGAGGAGGACGGCGGUCGCUGGACGUUGUUCGGCCUGACGUCGUGGGGCAGCGUGUGCUUCAGUAAAGUGCUCGGACCCGGCGUGUACAGCAACGUGACGCACUUCACCCCCUGGAUCCAACAGCAGAUCUACAUCCACACGUACCUGAGCGACUGACGCACACACUUCCUGCUCCGAGCUCGCUGCUUCCUGCCUUCAGCAUUCCAGGAGGAAGUGAUGUCAUUGUGAACGUCACACACACCGUCAGUUCCUCGACCUGUGCCUAUAUCUAUACUGAUAGCCUUCAGAUGCUAGCUGCAGUGUGGCAGCAGUGUAAACUUGUAUUACAGAUGCUAACUAGUUAGCCGGUAGAGCUGUUGCUGUCACACUCAUUUAAUUAACACGAGUGA
This is a messenger RNA of Chelmon rostratus (copperband butterflyfish), 3572 nucleotides long. RefSeq names its product corin, serine peptidase (gene corin). Gene Ontology annotation, biological process: acrosome reaction; proteolysis. The record is from RefSeq and is a predicted model, not a curated record. Gene Ontology annotation, cellular component: membrane. NCBI's taxonomy places the organism in Eukaryota, Metazoa, Chordata, Actinopteri, Chaetodontiformes, Chaetodontidae. Gene Ontology annotation, molecular function: serine-type endopeptidase activity; protein binding. The transcript is spliced from 24 exons. Bases 1 to 3339 code for a protein of 1112 amino acids.